Molecule: messenger RNA, 4408 nt
Organism: Humulus lupulus (European hop)
Lineage: Eukaryota; Viridiplantae; Streptophyta; Magnoliopsida; Rosales; Cannabaceae
Exons: 1
Coding region: 569-1870 (433 amino acids)
Source: RefSeq, a predicted model, not a curated record
UUACCAGUAGGUCUUGUGGAGUGGUUGGGCUUUCAUUGCAGCUGAUGGUUGUUGUUACACUUUUCUCCCCCCCUUCUUAUUUGAGUCUUCAUUCUUCUAAACUGUAAUACUUUCAUAGUUACAUGUGAUUUCAUAGCGGGUAUAUAAUGUUAUAUAUAUAUAUAUAUAUAUUCUCUUAAUGAGCCGCCACACCUCAAUCACUGGCUCUCUCUCUCCACCGGUCUCACGUCAACCUCCUCUUCCUCUCUCUCUCUCUAGCUUGAAAGCGCAUGUUCCUGGUCCGAGGCUCGUGCUCUUUGUUCACCGUAAUCCCUCUCCCUCGCUCUCACGGCAGUCCUCACGCAGCUCACGGUUCUUUCUUCCCUCCCUCUGCUCCUCAGUCCUCGCGCUGCUGACGGUGCUCCCCAGUCCUCACUCCCCACGCCAGCUCUCCGUUUACCAUCUCGCCCAGAAAUAUUUUAGUUUAGAUUUAAAUUUUGAAACUUUUUUGGUUUGGAAUUAAAGUUGAAUCUUUACUCCAAUCAAGUCUGUGGACUUUUGAACUAUAUACGUCUAGGGUUUUGUUCUAAUGGAUCCUCUAGAAUUUGUGGUGGAGAAAUUUAAAGGUUUGGGUCAAUGGACUCAAGACGUCAUUGGUGGCUUCGUUCAUCGCCCCCGUCGCAACACUCCGAUUGAAAUAUUGAAGAGGCUGCAACGAGAAGCGUUUUCGGAUUUGAUGAAGCUCAGGGACAGACAAGAUAAGGUAGAGAGAAUUCUUUCCUUGUAUAAGACUGCCAAGGGGAGUCCAUUUCAAGAAGUGGGUACUGUUCUAAGAGGGGAAGUUGAUCUCAUGGGAGGUUUGCUGAUGAUGAAUAGUGUGGAACAUGAUGAUAAGUACAAUGUACUUGGUAAAGCUGGUCUCAGAACUGGACUUGAUUUGAGGUUCACUUUUGAAACCACAAUCCAGGAUAAUGAUUCCCUUGUUGUCGAGUUUGUAAGCUCUCAAAAUCGCAACAACAAUAACAAUAGUAGUAUUAGUAAUAGUAAUCCUGGUCAGGAAUUAGGGAGCUCACUUUCUUUAUCAAAGCUGUGCUAUACAGCUAAUGCUAGUGACUGGCUAUCUGCGUUUGUUAUCCCCUUGGGUGGGAAAGGCAGUGAUGUUGCAAUUCUCAAAUACACUUCUCAUCAGGGUAAGGGCCUAACUGAUGUUUCAUCUUCUGGACCAUCUCUCUUGAAUCAGCCAAGUGGUAGUGCAAUUGGUUUAAUGGUGAAGAAUUCAAAUGUCAUUGCUUCAUUGGCUCAGUUUGUUUCUGGGCAGGGAAUGCAUUCGGAUUCUCAUAGCUUUGGCCAUUGUUUCAACACAUUCGGGCAAGUUUUGUGUCAACUUCCAAGAGGAACAAAGUUUUCUGUCAUGGGACUUUUGCAAGCCCCUAAAUUGUCAUGUCAACUACCUGCCACUCAUGGACCCUUCACCCUUUCUUUUGGUGGUUCCAAACAUCAAGAAAAUCCCGAUGGAAUGGUUGAAAAUUUAGUUUCCACCAUUGGAAAUAGCUCACAAGGAAAUGUUUCUACUGGGUCCAUUGCUUUGACGUUGGAGUCAGAAAUUGACGAGUUCACUAAGAUUGGUGGCUGGAUUGAGCUUAAAAACUCGGAUCCCAAAUAUCUAAAAUGGGCGGCGAGUUUGUCGGAUGAUUCUGAAGAUUCAUUUGGAUGGGGAAUGAAGUUUGGUGGGAUGAUUGAAGGUCCCUCAAAUUUUGACCAUUUCCAGGUUGAAACUUACAUGAAGUUAAACUUUGGAAAGAAAUGCAGUAUAAAGCCCGGGAUUGCUUAUAUAAUGGAUGGGAAUGCUAGAGUAACUGCACUCAUGCUUCGAUCUAAUUGGUCACUUUGAUCACCAUCUUCCCUCUUCAGCUCAAGUAUGUUUUUUGUUAUGCUAUAGUGCAAUUGUUCGAAAUAUCAAAUGCAUUAUCUCCAGUCUGCAGGUAUAUAUGACUUACAAAUUCCUACUUUCUUUGAGAUUGCGUUGAUAAGAUAUCAAAGCUAGCAACUGGUAUUUAUAUCUGAUUUAACUAGGCAAAGUAAAUUGUUCCUUUUGUUUUAAUUUGAAAACCCCAUUUUUAUAAAUAUCACCAAAUAUUUAUUCAAGGGUUUUAAUACAUUUUGUACCCGAAAAAAUUGAAUAUGAAAAUUCAUUUGUUAUGCAUAAUGAUUAUGCUUUCCUUAUGAAUUGUUAGGCUGGAGAUUUAUUUGUGAUUUUAAUUCAAUUUUUUUUUUUUUGGACCAAAAUCAGGUUUAGGGAGAGUUCUUUGAACCAUUUACAAAACACAACAUCCAAAAAGAAAUUUGUCAAAUACAGGAUCCAAACAGACAAUAAGUCAAAACACAAAAUCUAAAAUAGUAUAAACUCAGUAAAUAUGCUAAUUAAAUGAUCAAGUCAAGUGCUAAUUAAAUGAUUAAGUAAAGCAUGAGGCAAAAAAAAAACACAAUGACGUUUUUUAAUGUGGUUCAAAUAAUCUAGUUUACAGUGAUACUACAAGAUUAACAAUAAUGACAUGUGCACUAAAAUUAUGGACAAAAAUAUUACACCAACUGAUGUGACAUUGUGUUUUAAAACAGUGGGUCUCAAAAUAAAUGUGAUUGGUUAAAAGAAACUGCCACAAUAAUUGGUGUAAUGUUUUAGUGCAUAGUUUUGGUGCACAUAUCAUUACUCAAAGAUUAAACUUAUCGAUAGAAGUUUAGCAUACACUAUACAAACACUAAUUCAUCAAUAAAAAAAACUAAUUUUCAUAUUGCAAUUCCAUUUUGUAUAAUUCCACCAAUCUAGUUUAGGGAGCACUACUUGUUUUAUGUGACUUUGUGCGCAUAAACUCCCUUCAUUCGCAUCACCCUUGUCACAAUUCACUAUCUCCUAAGAGUGUUUGAUUUGUAAAAGCAAUCUUUGGAGUUUGUUUAAAUUAGGCUAAGUGUAAAAGCAGUCUUUUAACUCAUCAGUUUUGUUAUAUCUCAUAAAAUCACUUUCCAAACACUUAGUCAAAUUUGAUCAUAUCAUUGAGUGUUCUUUCAUUUCUCUUUUAAGCCUUUACUUGUAUAUAUCAAUUUGGAGAAAGUGUUCCCUAAUGUAGUUUCUUUGUUCAAAAUCUACUUUGUGAGCUGAGAAGAGGUUGGAGUCAUUUUUAAUGGCAUAAAUGAGAUUGGCCUCAUAUAAUCAAGGGAUUUUUUCAUAAAUAUGGCUUUUUAGUUAUUACUGUGCAAAAAUAUGAGAAUUAAACUUUUUCUAAUUUGUAUGGAAAAUUUUAAUUAACAAAAACUCAGUUUAUGAGAAAACUAAUCACAUAUAGGAACUCAAAAUUAAACAAAAUUACAUCUGCAAAAGAAUGGAUACUAUGGUAAUUAACAUAGCAAAAACUCAUCUGCUGAAACUUGAGUCCAUCAAAAGCAUCUCCACACAAAAUCGUGUCUACAACAGGCACCCAAACUUCGGCAACACCUUCCACCUCCGACAACAGCUUCAAAACUCCAGUGAGAUCUUCAAGAUUCGAUCAAGAACAAUUCCAGCCAUGUUUUGUUGCAAUAUUUGCCAUCUCUAGCGACCUCCAUCUCCGACCAACUAUUCCUACUCUUCUUUUCAAUUUUCAGAUUAUAUUUUUUUUUAGGUCUAAACUUUUUUUUUAGAUUUGAAACUAACUUGUAAAUUUUUUUAAGUUUAGAUAAGCAGUUGCUUAUAUUAUUACAAAUAUAUUUUCUUCUUCUUGAGUUACAGAUCAAAACUUGUUUGUUUUAUUUGGAUCUGUUUUUUUUUUUUUUUUUUUUUAUCUUCAGGUCUGCAAUAGGUGACUGGUUACCUUCACAUUCUAAUAUGUGUUUAUAUUUCCGAGUUCUUUAUGGUAACCGGUUACCUUCACGUUCUAAUUUCAUGUUCUAAUAUGUGUGUAUAUUUCUGGGUUUUUUUUCUAUCUUCAGAUCUACAAUAGUUAACUGGUUACCUUAACAUACCGAUAUGUGUGUAUUUAUGGAUUCUUUAUGGUAACCGAUUACCUUCACGUUCUGGUAUGAGUAAAUAUUUAUGGGUACUUUAUGCUAACCGAUUACCUCCAUGUUCUAAUAUGUGUAUAUUUAUGGGUUAUAAGAUAAGAUCAUGUCUUUUUUUUCGUUCAAAUUUAAUGUUUCUUUUCAUAUUUAAUAUAACUAACUCGUCACUCAUCGUAUGGUAACUGGUUACCUCUCUUAUGACAGAAUGUUCUCUCAGGUUCCUAAUACAUGUUAUUUAACCUAGCUUUACGAAUUUUUUUUACAUAACUGUGAAAAAUCAAUCAAGUAACUGGUUAUCUUACCCAAGCUUUGAAAAAAAACAUACAAUCUAAAAAAAAAUGAAAAAAAAUGUUUAUAAUAAAUAAAUAAAAUGAUAAAAACAAUUGAAAUUAAAAAAAAA